Molecule: messenger RNA, 1766 nt
Organism: Hippopotamus amphibius kiboko
Lineage: Eukaryota; Metazoa; Chordata; Mammalia; Artiodactyla; Hippopotamidae
Gene: ADSS1
Product: adenylosuccinate synthase 1
Exons: 13
Coding region: 68-1441 (457 amino acids)
Biological process (GO): 'de novo' AMP biosynthetic process; IMP metabolic process
Cellular component (GO): cytoplasm
Molecular function (GO): adenylosuccinate synthase activity; GTP binding
Source: RefSeq, a predicted model, not a curated record
UAAUGGCGCGGCGCGCGGGCGCGGCGGGCUCUCGGGCGGCCCAGCGCAGCGGACGAGCCGAGCCGGCAUGUCGGGGACCCGAGCCUCCAACGACCGGCCCCCCGGCGCGGGCGGCGUCAAGCGGGGGCGGCUGCAGCACGAGGCGGCGACCACCGGCUCCCGGGUGACCGUGGUGCUGGGCGCGCAGUGGGGGGACGAGGGCAAAGGCAAGGUGGUGGACCUGCUGGCCACGGACGCCGACGUCAUCAGCCGCUGUCAGGGGGGCAACAAUGCUGGCCACACCGUGGUGGUGGACGGCCAGGAGUAUGCCUUCCACCUGCUGCCCAGCGGCAUCAUCAACACCAAGGCCGUGUCCUUCAUCGGCAAUGGGGUGGUUGUCCACCUACCAGGCUUGUUUGAAGAGGCAGAAAAGAAUGAGAAGAAAGGCCUGAAGGACUGGGAGAAGAGGCUCGUCAUCUCUGACCGCGCCCACCUUGUGUUCGAUUUUCACCAGGCGGUGGACAGCCUGCAGGAGGUGCAGAGGCAGGCCCAGGAGGGCAAGAACAUUGGCACCACCAGGAAGGGGAUUGGGCCGGCCUACUCGUCCAAAGCAGCCCGCACGGGCCUCCGCAUCUGCGACCUCCUGUCGGACUUUGACGAAUUCUCCACCCGGUUCAAGAACCUGGCCCACCAGCACCAGUCCAUGUUCCCCACUUUGGAAAUAGACAUUGAAGGUCAACUCAAAAGGCUCAAGAGCUUCUCCGAGCGCAUCCGACCCAUGGUCCGAGACGGCGUUUACUUCAUGUACGAGGCGCUCCAUGGCCCCCCCAAGAAAAUCCUCGUAGAAGGCGCCAACGCAGCCCUCCUCGACAUUGACUUCGGGACCUACCCCUUUGUGACAUCAUCCAACUGCACGGUGGGCGGUGUGUGCACCGGCCUGGGCAUCCCCCCCCAGAACAUAGGCGAGGUCUACGGCGUGGUGAAGGCCUACACCACACGCGUGGGCAUCGGUGCCUUCCCUACCGAGCAGAUCAACGAGAUCGGGGACCUGCUGCAGAGCCGCGGCCACGAGUGGGGCGUGACCACGGGCAGGAAGCGGCGCUGCGGCUGGCUGGACCUCAUGAUCCUGAGAUAUGCCCACAUGGUCAAUGGAUUCACUGCGCUGGCCUUAACGAAGCUUGACAUCCUGGAUGCCCUGGAUGAGAUCAAAGUCGGCAUCGCGUACAAGCUCGGCGGCAAGCGGAUCCCCUACUUCCCAGCCAACCAGGAGAUUCUGCAGAAGGUGGAGGUGGAGUAUGAGACACUGCCCGGGUGGAAGGCGGACACCACGGGUGCCAGGAAGUGGGAGGACCUGCCCCCGCAGGCCCAGAGCUACAUCCGGUUUGUGGAGAACCACGUCGGAGUGGCAGUGAAAUGGGUUGGUGUCGGCAAAUCCAGAGAUUCGAUGAUCCAGCUGUUUUAGACCAAGACAGAGCUGAUCCCAGCAGGCCACGGCGGGCCCAUCCACGCCAGCAGCCACAGUCGCGUUCCUUCCUCGGCCAGCAGAACCAACGCCGUAAACAGAGAGAUUUGAAAACUCUUGUCUGUACUUUUAUACUUCUCUUUAAGCCUUCAGCUCAACCCACUGAUUUAUACAACAACUUGAAACAUCCAGAAAGCAGUGCUGUGUACAUCUUUAAAAAUCCUGCAGCGCUCAAAACAGAGAACUUUCACGGCACGUGAGUUGUCACGUGGUUGUAUGUCCGGCUGGAGCCGUUUAGUAAUAAACAAAUCCAAUAGCCGCUGAA